Knipowitschia caucasica is the source of this 1284-nucleotide messenger RNA. NCBI's taxonomy places the organism in Eukaryota, Metazoa, Chordata, Actinopteri, Gobiiformes, Gobiidae. The record is from the annotation of a GenBank genome assembly.
AUGGACAUCGGUGACAUCAGGAUUUUGUUUUGUGACAUUUUGAGGGUUCCUCCUCCUCCUCCAAUCAGACUACAGCUGGGCUCUGGUGUUGUCCAGCUGAGCGAACAGGCUCCCCCUCCUCUUCCUCCCCCCUCUUCUCCCCGGGACAAUACUGUGCUGACGUACCUGCCUCCGCCGUGGGGAGAGUGCGAGUGGAGAGCCCUGGAGUCCGGGUUCUUCCAGGUUUACAGCGUGACGGCCUGCAGGAUUGACUGUGAGACUCGCUACAUCGUGGAGAACUGCAACUGCCGGAUGGUGCACAUGCCAGGUGACGCGGCGUACUGCACUCCGGAGCAGUACAAGGACUGUGCCGAACCAGCUCUCGCCAAACUGUCGGCGGUGGAGGGCAGCAGCUGUAUGUGCCGCGCUCCCUGUAACAUGACCCGCUACAACAAGGAGCUGUCCAUGGUCAAGAUCCCCAGCAAAACCUCUGCACGUUACCUUCAGAAGAGGUACAACAAGUCGGAGAAGUACAUCAGCGACAACAUUCUGGUGUUGGACGUGUUCUUUGAGGCUCUAAACUACGAGACCAUCGAGCAGAAGAAAGCCUACGAGGUGGCAGGUCUUCUGGGUGACAUCGGUGGACAGAUGGGUUUAUUUAUUGGAGCGAGUAUCCUCACCAUUCUGGAGCUGUUCGACUACGCUUACGAGGUGGUGAAGGAGCGACUGUUGGAUUUACUGAGCAGGGAGGAAGAGGAGGAGAGCCACGCCGAAGAGGUGAACCAGUCCCAAGAUCCCACGACACAUUUCCUCAUAUCCAUCUUCCUCAUUGUCAUGUUUGACGUCUUUCACCAACUUCGCAGAUUGUCAUUUCCAUACACCAUUCAUCUCACCAUCCUGUUUGUAGCUCGUGUGACCCCGUGGCCAACCACUCUGAGUCCAUCAGUCACACGGUGGCGGUGCCGCUGCAGGCCACGCUGGGCACUCUGGAGGAGAUCGCCUGCUGAUCCUCCGCUGUCCUGUCCCACCGGAGUGUCGCCCCCUAGAGGCCACAGCAGCACUGCAGAGACACAGCGCUUGGGACGGGACAGGGCCUGCCAACGGGACGGCAAACCUCACUCCAAAAAGCCACAAAGGGAGAUAACGGAGGUGUCGGCGGACUCGCUCGAUAAACUCCUCAAAGCGCACACUUAUGGACGAGAGCAUGUGUUGAUCUCUUGUUUGCCGACGCAGACAGCAGACUGCGGGGUUGCUUUCUGUGAUGUCGCCCCCUACCUGCAGGACAAGGAACUAGCCCUGCUGUGA